This is a messenger RNA of Aureobasidium pullulans EXF-150, 753 nucleotides long. Its product is annotated as DNA-binding domain of Mlu1-box binding protein MBP1. Gene Ontology annotation, biological process: mitotic telomere tethering at nuclear periphery; meiotic attachment of telomere to nuclear envelope. The annotation marks the transcript as partial. Gene Ontology annotation, molecular function: DNA binding. Lineage: Eukaryota; Fungi; Ascomycota; Dothideomycetes; Dothideales; Saccotheciaceae. The transcript has 3 exons. The record is from RefSeq and is a predicted model, not a curated record. Gene Ontology annotation, cellular component: nuclear membrane complex Bqt3-Bqt4.
AUGGACGCGGAACGCGACUUGCCCGAGAAGAGGAAUCCUCUCGUCGAGGAGAAACACACUCCACCGCUCGAAAUCCUUGUUGAGAGACGUCGGUUAGGACAGACGGAGCUCACAGUGAAGCCCGGUCAAAUCGGUACAUCCAAUGCGACAAAGCUCCAAAACCUGGGCAUGUUCGAUUACGCUCACCUGCGCGUGCCUCUGCCCAAAGAUCUGCAGGGAAGCGGCAUCUUCGCCCCGUCGCGACGCAACCAGUCCUACCCGGAAGCUUACUUUUUGAUGAGACGUUCUAACGACGGCUACAUCAGCGCGACUGGCAUGUACAAGGCUGCGUUCCCCUGGUCAUCACUCGAGGAGGAGGAGAUAGAGAAGAAGUACAUCAAGUCACUGGUCGAAACCGACAGCGAGGAGAUUGCUGGAAACGUGUGGAUUCCCCCGGCGUCGGCUUUGACUCUCGCAGAGACCUACAGUAUGCGCCCCUGGAUCGAAGCUCUGCUCGACCCUGAGCCCAUUGCGAAGGGCACUCACGACCCUAACAAGAAGAUCGCUACACCUCCCCGCUUUGCCAUCUCCAACUCGGAAGCUACCACUCUCCCUCCUCCCGCAGAAACCAGCUUGCGCCGUCGCACCCUUCGUUCUGCCUCGCCUGCAAAGGCUCCUCCCACUCCCAGCCGCAAGAUCGCAACUCCCCGGAGGACCCGUCGCGCAAAGCCUACAUCCAACGCGCUUCCCCCUACUGCUGAAAGCGCCGAAGAA